Messenger RNA from Penaeus vannamei (Pacific white shrimp), 1921 nucleotides. Lineage: Eukaryota; Metazoa; Arthropoda; Malacostraca; Decapoda; Penaeidae. The record is from RefSeq and is a predicted model, not a curated record.
AUGGCAAAACGGCAAGAUCACAUCUGCAGAAACAGAUCACAAUCAGCCUAUACACAAUUGUGUAUGGUGAAAUCCAGUGAGGAUGUCCAGUGGUCUCAGGACCUUGCGCCAAGUAUAGAAGCAAAGCCUCAAGUUGUUAUUCUGGAACGGCCUGAGGAGGAACAGCAAGUAUCCAAUAGAUUAUCUUUUACACUUUCUGACCCUCUUUUGCAGUCAUCAGAGCUAGAAGACUGGGUUGAGGACAGUGAAGGCUGGGAAGGGGAAGCUGAUGAAGGAGAUCUGGAUGCUGUCCUGCGAGAGAAACGACAGUACGAGAGGGAGAGGCGGAGACAAGAACAGCUGAGACGCAAAGCUGAAAGAGAUGCAGCCCGGACAAAUAAACUUGUUUCUAGCAAGAUUGCUACAAAGAUCUCCUAGGGAGGGUUGUUUUACUGCCUCCAAAUUAUAUUUGUAGUUGUGAUGCACAUAUUUCAGAUUACUAGGGUAGGCACUCACAAUAAUAAAUUACAAAUACACACACACACACACACACACACACACACACACACACACACACACACACACACACACACACACACACACACACACACACACACACACACACACACACACACACACACACACACACACACACACACACACACACACACACACACACACACACACACACACACACACACACACACACAUAUAUAUAUAUAAAAGAAGAAUUACAGAUGCACCACAGCACAUUGUUUCCUUCCAUAUCCACAAUCUCAUACACAGAGUGCCUAAUGCAAUCUUUGAGACUAAAGUUAUAAAUCUUUAUAUUAAUAUUAAGUGAAUAAGAAGGAAUAUUUAAGUGUUUUUGCUAGUAAAGACAUUAAGUUUUAGAGGAGUAAUUUUUUGAUGGUCUUCUAAAUGUUGAUAUUGACAAGCAGAAGAGAGGAUGUUUUUAUAUUCAGGUUAGUCUUGGCAUGUCAUGCUAAAGCUCGUGUAAUUAUUUAGGAUGUUAUCUUUUGGUGAAGAUUAUGCUCAUGUUGAGAAUUACCUAGGGAGAGUACUAUGAAUGUUGUGAAGUCAAAAUAUAGAAGUACUAUUGUUGAUUGAUUUUUAAAAGAAAGCCCUUGUAUUUUUCAAUUUUUAUGAUAUGAAUUAUUGAUACCAUGUAAUAUGUAGUGUCAUAAAAAAAGAAAUUAACAAACCACAAAAUAUUUCCAUUGAGUCAUGUUAUAUAUACUUGAAUUAUUGAAUGAAUGGCUUAUUGAAAUUUGUGUAUGUAGACUGCAAAGAGAAGGGGAAAAACUACCCAACAUUAUUUCUGAAAUGAUAUGAAGGUAUAGAGGUUAAUUUAUUGAGAUAUUUAGAUUUCAAAAAAAUUAUAUUUAACCUCUUCAAUCCAGGUAACGUGACCAUCACGUCAUGAAAAAAUUUGGGUUGAGGGCCAUGGGCUGGGCAAAGUGCAUAGAGUCUUGUCACCACACAUGAAUGUUUGUGUGUGCCCGGCCUACGUGCCACACACCCGGCAAAGCAGCCAUUUUUGUAACCUAAUGGCCAUACUUUCGUCCAUGUGAUUGCUGUGACGCAACUGGAUUCAAGGGGUUAAGUGGUUCUUUCCUGCUCUUGAUAUUUGUAUAGUUAUUUGCUUUCAUAUUUCAAUACAUUUUUGACAGGUGUUUGGUGUAUUGCAUAAAGUUUUUUAUAUUAUUAAUUAUUGCCAUUUAUAGAACAUGCAAAUGGAACUGUUAUAUGAAUCAUUAGUAAUUUACUGUAGAGAUAAAAAAGCAGUUACAAGUUGAAUUACCAGAUUGAUUUAGUUUUCCUGAUACUUAUGUAUCAUUUUCUUUGUUGGUUAGUUAGUCAAACUGAUAAUGUGUGGUAUGUGAAAGUUAGACAAAAGAUUAUUAUUGAUUUUUUGUCUUAUAAAACAGGAAGAAAAGCA